Molecule: messenger RNA, 3552 nt
Organism: Dujonia railenensis
Lineage: Eukaryota; Fungi; Ascomycota; Pichiomycetes; Serinales; Debaryomycetaceae
Source: the annotation of a GenBank genome assembly
AUGGAUUUUUUGCCAAUAAAGAAGAGAAAUCGACCAAGCCUUGUCUGUGAACCCUGUAAAAGACGGAAAAUAAAGUGCGAUAAGGGUAGACCUUGUGAAUCUUGUACUAAAAAUAAUAUACCCCACAAAUGUACUUACAGUCCAACUACAAGGAAAGCUAAUGUAAGCUCAAAAGUUGCAAAAUCUGACGACGGUGCAACGCCCCGUGGUAGAGGAAUAACAGCUCCAGAUGCCGCUGCUAAUAACAGUGGAAGCAUACCUUCUGCGACUCACUCCAAUCCAAACUUUUAUACACCUGUGGACAGUGUUAGUAGCAAGGAACAGAUGGUGUUGGUAAGCAUUGGAGAAUUGAAUGGACUUAAGCAAAGACUACAUAAUCUUGAACAAGAUCUUCACAAAGGACUUUCUCAGACAAAAAAUGAACUUGAUCCCAAAAUUUCUUUCACUCCUGUUGACCAAGAUAAUUCUGACGACUUUUUUCAGACCUUCUACAAAGAAGUAGAUAUCAGAGUAGAUAGGAAUUCGAGAACAACUGUUUUAAACCAGUAUGUACUCAAUCCAAGUAUCCGUGAUGGUCUGUUUGACUCAACAGAUCAUAUAUGGAGAUAUUUACCAUCUAUUCGAGGACCCUUGUCUCCUGAUUCCGUGCAUAGUAAAUCACCAAGCUCUGCGAAAGAUUCCGCUGGUGAUAUAACUCCUACUUCCACGCACGAGUCAUAUUCAAAGGAUGGAGACGUAGGAUCUGCGGCUUAUAUGAUUGGGGUUAAUCCAUACUCGUCUAAUGAUGACGAUAUUAAUUUUUAUGAAAACUAUAACUCGGUGUUUCUUAAUGAGCCUUCACGAAGAACAAACUAUGGACCACUUUCAUGGGCUACAAUACUGAGAAAAGAUAAACUCUUGUCACUUCUAAAGAAGUUCAUGCAAGAACAACAGCAGGUAGGGAAAGAUAAACAGAAGGAUACUACCGCGGACGAGAACGAGAACGAGAACGAGAACAGAGCCAGCUUUGAAAAGAAAGAAUUGGAAAGUGAUGGAGUAGUUGAUUUAAUGCCAUAUGGCCGAGAGUCAGAUUCUUUGCCUGACAAAGAUCGGACACUGCAUGCAAAGUUUAGCUCAUAUUCACCAAGAGAUCAAACUAAUUUCAGACCUUCACCUUCUUCCAGUGCAGUUUCUUCUGUGGAUAGAUCAAGUAGCAGGAAAUGGCCCUCUCUAGAUUGUAAACCGCAAUUGAAGGUGUCAGAUACUACGAUAGUCCUGGGAAUCCAUGAUGGUCUGCUUGACAACGAACUUAAGCUUAUAUCAAAGAUCGAAUCUAUAUUACCAAAGCAGCGUGUUUUGUGGUUGUUGAUUCACCGCUUUUUCUCCUUUAUAUAUACAUUUUUGCCUUACAUUGACGAAAGAGACUUUCGUGGUGAAAUGAAUAGGAUAUUGGGUCCAGAAGAUUACAAAGAUCGGAAAAUUCUCCACUUGAAUAUCAACAAGCGGUUAGAUUUUGCGUACUUGGGGAUGCUUUUAAUUUUCCUUCGCUUUUCAUAUCUUUCAAUUGAGUCUAAGCAUUCAAAAUUCAGAGUGGAGCCUUCCUUGUCUCAAAAUUGUGAAUACUUACUUGCAAAUCCUAUUGAUACUAGUGUUAUUGAUGUUGCUAAGUCAUGUAUUAAUCAAUUUCAAAUCAUGAGGAAGUUCAACUUUACGGUAUUCCAGGCUACUUUUUAUCUCAGAAUGUACCAUAUUUUUGCCCCUGAAGAAGGUGAUGGAGCAGAUGGAGGAGACUCCUUGGUAUUUAACGGAUUGUUGGUACAGAUGGCAUAUUCCAUUGGGAUUCAUAGGGAGCCAGGAAAUUUUAAUGAUGACACAUUAAAAGACGAAAGAGUAAACCUGCUUGGAAGGAAAAUUUGGUAUCAUAUUUUGGUGCAAGAUUUUGUCAACUCUUAUACAUAUGGUACUCCUAUGGCUACAAAUGAAAUAUUUUAUGAUGCUAAAUUGCCAAAGAUAAUUCCCGGUGUGAACGAGAAUGUGAUGGAUACUGAGCUUGAGAAAUCUACGGUCCAAUAUUAUGGCAACUGCGAUGCUUUGCUUAGAGGGCCAAUGAGAAAUCUUCUCAGACUUGCAUUGAACGUUAAAAAGAAAGUCAAAAUGUCAGAAUUAACUAAGCAAUUGAACUUCUUGGAGAUUGGCACUUUUAACGCAUUUGGUAAGUUAGGAGACUAUAUCACGUUCUUGGAGGAUAAAGAUAUUGGAUUCCGCCUGUCAAAAGCUCAGCGGCUUAUAAUUGCUCUUUCAUUAAAAGCAUUCUACCUUUCAUUUUUUUAUCAUUUUCUCUUAUAUUAUGAAGAAAAGAAACAUCUGACGUUGAUGUUUUUCUAUUUAAAGAAGAUAUUGACAAUUGCGAUCUGUGAAAAUAUCCCUUUUUUAUAUCCUAUUAUUUAUGGGACUUAUGAUUUCUUUGAAGAUGGGGUGGAUUUAUUCAUUAAUCCGAAGUUCCUUCAUAUGCUUCACAGAACCAGUGAAAUUAAUAUUGCGGCUAUUGUGAGAGCUAAUUUUGUUCUUUUUGAGUUGAAGACGCACCCAAAUCAUGAGUUGAAUUUAAAAGUUGAUAAAGAAUACAAACAUUAUUUCGAAAGACUUCUUGUGCUUAUAGAGCAUAUGGAAAAGUGCGCAAGGUUGUGUAUUGCUGCUCUUACCGAGCUCAGUAGCAAGUACUAUUACGCAUGGGGAGCAGCAAGAAGCCAAUCAUUUAUUUACAAGAUUGUUACAAGUGAAGAAUUUUUUGUCCAAUCUGCAAGUAAAUAUGAUUGUUAUACUACAAAAUUGACUAUGAAUCAAGUUGAAGAAUUGAUUCAAUUAUAUGGCCCACCGUUGGAAUUAGCAGAGAAAAUUAUUAGGGAACAUUGUCAAGAUAUAGAUAGGGUCUCGAAUGUUUUUACAAAGAAGGCUACAGGAGAGACAAGAGAAACUCAGAAUAAUAUUAAUUAUCAGACUGCUACUACGAGAGAACAGAGUGGGGAUCGGACAACCGUAAUACCUCCAGGAAUUUCGGCGCAGAAUAAAUCAUUUAACUUCAACAAGAACUGGGAAAACACUCCGCGUAAUGCUUAUUCUCCUGUUCCAGAGACUCCUUCUUCUUUCCUACCCUCAUAUUCCAAUGUUAUUGCUAGUGAAUUUGAAGAUCUACAUUUUAGUAAUAGUGCAGAAGUUGACUCAGCGUGGUUGCAAAUGCUCACAUCUAAGAAUGAUAACAUUCACAGAUUAGAUAAUAUAAUGGGAAAUGAUAUAACUAAGAAUACUGCGGCACUGCUUGGGAACAGCUUUGGAGCUACUCCAAGUGACAGUAAAAUUAAAAAUGACGGAACUUUCGACUACAGUCAAGCUGAAAGUAAAUUAAAUGGAGAGGAUAGCCUAAUAGGGGAUGUUUGGUCUAGGGAUCAGAGCGAGCCCAUUAAUGUCAAGAGUUUGUUUCUGGACCUGAAACUGAAUUUCAGCUUUGAAGACUCCACUCACUUCAACUUUUUUAGUGAUUUACCAUUGGACAUGAUCUUUCGCGAAAACAGUUAG